UAUAUACCCAAAUCAAAGUGGCAUUUUUUCAAAACAAACCAAAAACAUAACUCUCUUUCUAAAAUUCUUACAAUUUCUACCAAUCUUCUUCUUCUUCAUAAAUGGAUUGGAUCAGAGGCCAUACCAUAGGCCACGGCUCGUCUGCUGCGGUCUCCGUUGCCAAGUCACGUUUCUCCGAUGAGGUCUUUGCUGUUAAGUCAGUGGAGCUAUCAAAGUCGCAGUUAUUACAAAAGGAGCAGAAAAUUCUGUCACAAUUGAGCUCCCCUUAUGUAGUUAGGUACAAGGGGUAUGAUGUUACCAAAGAGAAGGAUAAACUCAUGUUUAAUACUAUGAUGGAGUAUAUGCCGGACGGUACACUUUCCGAUGAAAUUCAGAAACAGGGUGGUCGGAUGAACGAGCCGUUGAUCAGGUAUUAUACGAAGCAAAUUGUACAAGGAUUAGAGUACUUACAUUCAAGAGGCAUAGCACACUGUGACAUAAAGGGGCAAAACAUUUUAUUAGGUGAAACCGGUGCCAAAAUUGCUGAUUUUGGAUGUGCCAGGUGGAUUCAUCCGGCAGAUAACGCAGAGCCAAUUGGAGGAACGCCGAUGUUUAUGGCGCCAGAGGUGGCGCGUGGGGAAGAACAGGGGUGUCCAGCUGAUAUUUGGGGAUUGGGAUGUACAAUUAUCGAAAUGGCCACCGGUGGAUCGCCAUGGACAAAUGUGACAAACGCAGCUUCAUUACUUUACAAAAUUGCAUUUUCAGAGCAAUCCCCUGUAAUUCCAAAGUUGCUCUCUUUACAAGCAAAGGAUUUUUUAAACAAAUGCUUAAGAAGAGAUUCAAAAGAAAGAUGGACAGCUAAACAACUCCUCAAACAUCCAUUUCUCGAGUCAAAUUGUACAACAAUUCAAGAUUUUGUGACGAGUUCCCCAACAAGCAUUCUUGAUCAAGACAUAUGGAACUCAGUAGAGGAAUCAGAAACUAGGAUAUUACAAACAGUAAGCUCAAUGGAUUGUCCUGUUGAAAGGGUAAGUAAAUUGAGCCAGGAAUCAGGUAAACAAAACUGGUGCUGGGUUGAUGAGAUUUGGACCACAGUUAGAAAUACCAGUACAAUGACAGCUUUAUCUGAAAUAGACCUGGAAAGCUGUAUUUGCUUUAACAGAGUAGUACCAAACAACUCUGUAAUUAACAGUCUCAAUUUUCCAACGCAUUUCACAUAUUCAGUAAAUAAAAUUCAUUAUUCAUAAAUUACUCAUUCACCAA
Molecule: messenger RNA, 1242 nt
Organism: Solanum pennellii
Lineage: Eukaryota; Viridiplantae; Streptophyta; Magnoliopsida; Solanales; Solanaceae
Product: mitogen-activated protein kinase kinase kinase 18-like
Exons: 1
Coding region: 102-1226 (374 amino acids)
Biological process (GO): protein phosphorylation
Molecular function (GO): ATP binding; protein kinase activity
Source: RefSeq, a predicted model, not a curated record